GAAGUGGUUUGUUUUAGUUUUGGGUUUGGCGAUGCUGUAAACAACAAAGAACCCACUCAUAAUGCUCGAGUCAGACGACAAACGACCCUCAACCAGUUCACCACUCUCUUCAUUCUCAUCUACUGGGGACGAGGACAAACACGACAAGGGUAUAGAGAGCGAAAGCGAGCUGAUCGUCCCCGUUCGUUUCUUCCCUAUCUCCCGAGCUGAACUGAGUCUACCGGCGGUAUUGAAGUGCGGGCAGACUUUUAGGUGGAAUCGAUCCCAACUGAUCCUCAAAUUACCCUCUACCAGUGACCAACAAACCCAUCAUGGCCAUCAUGAAGACCGAAAACCAGAACCGGAUGAUCUACACCCAAGUCCGAGUGUGGCUCUUCAAGAAUGGAGCAUGGCCUGGAUCGAUCGUACUGUGGUGUUAAGACAAGAUGAUCAAGGCAUUUAUUAUACUGCAUUAUAUAGACCGAGUCACAUCGAAGAAUACGAUAAGGAUUGCAAGCUGAAUACGACUUACGACUUGCUAAAAGCUUACUUCGUCUUGGACGUAUCAUUGGUCAACUUGUAUCACGAUUGGUCUGAACGCGACCCGGUCUUCUCGAAUAAAGUGGCAUCGGGGGAAUGGGAUGGAUUACGUGUCGUUCGGCAAGACAGCUGGGAGACGAUGAUAUCAUUUAUCUGUUCGGCCAACAAUAACAUCCCUCGGAUAUCACUAAUGCUCAACCGACUAUGUGCCACUUUCGGAGAUCCUAUGCCAUGUCCGCCGUUAGGGAUCACCCUUCCCAGCAUGCUCGAACGCCAAAAUGUGGUAGCACACGAUCCCAGCUCCCCUCGGUUGGAAUUCUUUUCGUUUCCAUCUCCAAGACGCUUAUCUCAGCCCGAUGUGAUCGACAAAUUGAAACUACUCGGGUUCGGUUAUCGGGCUAGUUACGUGUACAAAACCUCGAUCAAGCUCUGUGAAAUCGCGUCGGAAGCUCAGAAAGAGAACCGUUGGCCUGGCUUCCUCGAUCCUGAUUGUCAAGAGUCGACUGAUAAGCACAACAAACAGGAGGAGGGGGAGGAAGAAGAAGAAAAACCAGCUCUGCUGAAGAAAUCGAGCUUCGAACCACAAGAUUUUUUGGACUUCCUAGCCUCUCAGAGCUAUGAGCAAGCACACUCCAAACUAGUCAAUCAAUUCCCAGGGGUAGGACCUAAAGUAGGCGACUGCAUCUGUUUAUUCGGGCUAGGAUUUGUCCAUGUCGUCCCAGUCGACAUCCACAUUUACAAGAUCGCCUUGCGCGACUACCAACUGGACCUUAAUUCGUCUACCACCACCAAGAAGAAUCCUGCCAACCGCGACCGAUCGGUAGGUGCGAAAAACAAGAAAGAAAGUGAGCUCGACCGAUCAUCAUCAGUAAGAACGAAGCCUUCACCAUCACCAUCAUCAUCUAAGGCCUCUCCCAGCAAAAAGAAGAAGAAAAAGAGCCUUGAUCUGCCUUCUCAAGUCCCAUCCAAUCUCUCCCCGUCUAACAAGCGUAAAUCUUCAAAUCCAACCUCUUCUGCUCCACCCGCUCUCACCCGACCGAACUACCUCAAAAUCCAACAGUUUUUCGUCUCCACUUGGGGCCCGUGGGCUGGUUGGGCCCAACAGAUCCUCUUCUUGGCUGACUUAACUAAGGCUCCUACUUAGACAGAUCAUUCAUCAACUUUGCUCACAUCUCAUAGAAAUAUUGUUGCGUGUUUAUUGUUAUCUUAUAAGAAACUAUUUUCAUACUUAGAUUACAAGAGAUGAUCAUUGUGUGGAAAUAGCUUUAUUCCUGUAAUGUAUCUUCCUUUUUUCUUUUCUGUCUCCUUCAAUCCACUUUUCAAAGGACUUCACAAUUAGGGGGUUCUUCUUUUGUAUGUUAUCAAUCAUUAAUGUGGCUGAUGUCAUGUGUGUGACAAACACAUUGAUUCUUCACUGAUUAUCAAUAAAGUCCUAUAAUCUGUU
Molecule: messenger RNA, 1963 nt
Organism: Puccinia graminis f. sp. tritici CRL 75-36-700-3
Lineage: Eukaryota; Fungi; Basidiomycota; Pucciniomycetes; Pucciniales; Pucciniaceae
Exons: 3
Coding region: 62-1663 (533 amino acids)
Biological process (GO): base-excision repair; nucleotide-excision repair; base-excision repair, AP site formation
Cellular component (GO): nucleus
Molecular function (GO): damaged DNA binding; 8-oxo-7,8-dihydroguanine DNA N-glycosylase activity
Source: RefSeq, a predicted model, not a curated record